Triplophysa dalaica is the source of this 973-nucleotide messenger RNA. It is a transcript of the gene nabp1b, whose product is annotated as nucleic acid binding protein 1b. Gene Ontology annotation, cellular component: SOSS complex. The transcript has 6 exons. The record is from RefSeq and is a predicted model, not a curated record. Gene Ontology annotation, molecular function: DNA binding. Gene Ontology annotation, biological process: response to ionizing radiation; mitotic cell cycle checkpoint signaling; double-strand break repair via homologous recombination. Lineage: Eukaryota; Metazoa; Chordata; Actinopteri; Cypriniformes; Nemacheilidae. Bases 167 to 796 code for a protein of 209 amino acids.
CUGUGUUUAACACUGGAGAGAGGGCGUUCCUGUAGGUUACCUAGGAAACUCAUCUUUACGAUCAUUCCGCGAGCACGUGCGGGCAGCACAAGGCCCGGUGAAGUACUGCAACACGAGCGGGAAGCAAGUUUUCUGUCGUCAGAUUUAUUUCGUUGUCUUUUUUAGAAUGGCAAACGGAUCCAAUGAAAAUACAUAUCUAAUAAAAGACAUGAAACCAGGAUUGAAAAACAUUAACUUAGUUUUCAUCGUCCUGGAAACUGGUCGAGUAUCUAAGACGAAGGAUGGACACGAAAUCCGCUCAUGUAAAGUGGCGGACCGGACCGGAAGUAUCACCAUAUCGGUGUGGGACGAAGUUGGCAGUCUCAUACAAACAGGAGAUAUCAUCCGACUUAACAGAGGAUAUGCAUCUCUCUUUAAGGGAUGUCUUACACUAUAUAUUGGGAGGACCGGGGACCUCCAAAAGACCGGAGAGUUCUGUAUGGUCUUCUCAGAGGUUCCCAAUUUUAGUGAGCCCAACCAGGAGGUGAUGGCUAAAAUCCACCAAAUAAACCACACGCAUGUGAAAUCAGAAGCUCAGGGCGGCACACCUAAUAUUCAGUAUUCCGGAACACCUGCUGGACCUCCAGCAAACGGCUCCGCUGUGUUUGUCCCGUCUCCAGCUUCACAAGAGAGCUCUUUUGGUGGCGGUGGGCGACGUUUGAACCGUUCACAUUGGAAAAGAGGUUCCCAAUUUCCAGGUGGGCUUAAACCCAACAACACUAAUGGACGAGACCCUCGCCGGGCACUGAAAAGAUGACAGCAACAGAGGUCAUGCUGCAUGAAUAUAGUUUGUUUUCAGCAGUUUUUUGUUAUUUAUGAAUGUAUUGUUUUUUUCAGGGUUUGUGUUAUUCGUUCUUAUUUUUAAUCGUUGAAGAAGUUUUUUUUGAAUGAGAGAUGUUGCACAAGGACAUGAAACAAAACCAAAUAAAGUAGA